AUGAUUCUUGGAAUUGCCUCAAGUUUCACUCUCAUCCUGCUUGUUGUCGUCGCUGGCCAUUUCCGCCCCUCGGGCGUGAAUUCCACCCUUCAUUUUUCAGAUGUUGUGGGUGCGGCAUCGACGCAUCAACUCAUCGGCACACACACAUUGCUGGUCCUAUCGUGA
Messenger RNA from Heterobasidion irregulare TC 32-1, 165 nucleotides. RefSeq lists its product as uncharacterized. The coding region runs from base 1 to 165 and encodes 54 amino acids. The transcript is spliced from 2 exons. Lineage: Eukaryota; Fungi; Basidiomycota; Agaricomycetes; Russulales; Bondarzewiaceae. The record is from RefSeq and is a predicted model, not a curated record.